UCGGGGACCCGGGUCCUCUGCCUUCAGAAAAUCAGAAGUCUCUGUCGUCCGCAGCCGCCUCGCUAGGAUUUCGUUUGUCCCCAAAUCGCCCCCAAAUCCGCCGCCGAUCCCCAACCUCAACCCACCACCCAUGGCGGCCGAGGACAAGAAGAUCACGCUCAAGUCCUCGGACGGCGAGCAGUUCGAGGUGGACGAGGCGGUGGCGAUGGAGUCGCAGACGAUCCGCCACAUGAUCGAGGACGACUGCGCCGACAACGGGAUCCCGCUCCCCAACGUCAACGCCAAGAUCCUCUCCAAGGUCAUCGAGUACUGCAGCAAGCACGUCCAGGCGGCCGACGGCGCCGCGGCGGCGGACGGAGCUCCCGCCCCGGCCCCCGCCGUGGACCUCAAGAACUGGGACGCCGAGUUCGUCAAGGUCGACCAGGCCACCCUCUUUGACCUCAUCCUCGCCGCCAACUACCUCAACAUCAAGAGCCUGCUCGACCUCACCUGCCAGACCGUCGCCGACAUGAAGGGCAAGACCCCCGAGGAGAUCCGCAAGACCUUCAACAUCAAGAACGACUUCACCGCCGAGGAGGAGGAGGAGAUCCGCAGGGAGAACCAGUGGGCUUUCGAGUAAUUCUGCACCCUGCCGCGUUUGCUCGUCGUUUCAACGCUUCUUUUAUCUCCACAUCGCCCCGGUGAAGCUGUAAAUUUACAUAUCUAAUUUACUAGUUAGUUGGAUCGAAAGAGUUGUAAAGUGACAUCAAUUUUGAUCGAUGGUGGUUGAUAGUGCAAUUAUUCUGUCAGCACUUCUUCA
Lolium perenne is the source of this 799-nucleotide messenger RNA. RefSeq names its product SKP1-like protein 1. Gene Ontology annotation, biological process: ubiquitin-dependent protein catabolic process. The record is from RefSeq and is a predicted model, not a curated record. Lineage: Eukaryota; Viridiplantae; Streptophyta; Magnoliopsida; Poales; Poaceae.